This is a messenger RNA of Cladophialophora psammophila CBS 110553, 1194 nucleotides long. RefSeq lists its product as uncharacterized. The record is from RefSeq and is a predicted model, not a curated record. The coding region runs from base 1 to 1194 and encodes 397 amino acids. The transcript has a single exon. NCBI's taxonomy places the organism in Eukaryota, Fungi, Ascomycota, Eurotiomycetes, Chaetothyriales, Herpotrichiellaceae.
AUGGCAGGAGCUGCAUCGGAAGAAGACAUGACUACCAUGCUUAACUUAGUGGUCAACCAUCAAUGGCCGCGAAUACUGCGCUAUCUGGAGUGGUUGAAGCGUGCGUUUCAACCUAAGAAAUCUCCAGCACAUCAUCGAAGUAAAGAGGCGGCCGCUCUCGUAAAAUCGCGGCUUGAAUCCCAGCCAUUCCUCAAGACCAGAUUAUGGAUUGAUGAUAAUGGCUUUGAGUUCGCAAUACCCACGAAUCUUCGUGCUCAAGGUUAUGGGCUAUCGGAAACCGUCGCAACAGGUGAAAGCUUCCAGAAUGUCGACAGCAGUGUUUCUGAUCUUUUCGAAAAGGUUCAUAAGCUAUGCGCGGAAGAGUCUCGAAGAUCUCAGGAAGAGCUGCUCAAGCAGGUAAUGCAUAUCACAUUUGAUCUCUGGAAAGGGGCGAGAACCCGAUCAGCUAUCAAAGCGUAUUUGCAUCAAUACUUCGGGGACUGCCGGAAACACAAGGCGGAAGCCGAAAAGGCUCUUCUUUUCCUAUGUAAGAUCUACUACGGUGUUCGCAGCUUCAUCGAGGCCGCGGAGAGGCCGCCGGCUUUCAAAUCUAUCCAGUGUGUACCCGUCCAUUACCAGGCGUCAGGUGCCAACCACAAUUUUGACUCCAAACAAACAACGCCACUUACAGUGGCUCGUCGUCUGGGAAUCAAUGUCCAGCAGCCUGGCUGGAUUAAAUAUCUCAUAGGAGAAGGAACCAAAUUCGCGACCCUCUUACAGCAGAAACGCCGCAAACCUCACUUCCACGCCGAAAUCCAAGUGCUACAGAGCCAUGACUUUUUAUCGUCGCCUGAUGAGAGGAAACAUACUCAUCCCUACAUUGGAUGUAGCAGGCGGUGUUGCUUACUCUGUUACUUGUUCAUUCGCUCAUAUGGUGGUUUCGACGUGCGAGGAACGCACCAAACGAUCAUCCACAGAUGGGAAAUACCCGAACACACCAUCGUUGGCAAGGCUGACCCGAUCACAAAGUUCCGGUCAGCAACGGAACGGUUCCUCAACAUCGUGAGAAGUAUUCUUCAGAGACUGUUCAAUAUGACGUACCCUAUCAGUCAAUCCCAGCUGCUUGCCCAGUCUUCAGACGCGCUGUCUUCAGCACGAAGUACAUCGGAGAAAGAAUCAGCACAGUUGGAGAAAUCACAUCGGGAAUUAGAGUAA